AUGUCUAAAGGCGCUAUGAGCCCUAUCAAGAGCAAUCCAGAUAGCAUACGGAGGGUAUUCUCGGUUGAGGACAACUCCAACGAGAUCCAGAACGAUGUACGCAAGCAGGGCUACCAGGAAGGGGUUGCUUUGCUAAGCAAGUCACGUGCCGGGAUGUCAAACGCUUCCACACCGCAACUCCAAAGCGCCGUACCGGCUCUGUGCGACCACCGACACAACUUGCGGGGAAUCUCGGAGGAUCAAGGACAGUUUUCGGGGUCGGACUGGGAGGCAGAGGUGAUUCCUCAGGCGCUGGGGGAUCAGGAAUCCAUCCGGACAGUGGAGUCAUUCACCCUGCGCGAGAGACAGCAUGCCAUCAACGAGACACACCCGUUCGGUAUAAGAAUCUGGAAACCUGCGCUAUAUAAAAAGUAUCGGUCGGUGCAGCAAGCGGCCAAUGAGGACAUUCACGAGACGAAGUACCGUCACAUUUCAUUGGUGCUUCAUCUCUCCAACAUUGUGUGGUCUGCGACUGUGGGCAUUUUCCUAUUUACAAUACUGUAUUUGGCUGGGCUUUCUGUGCGCAUUUUUGGGCUGCUCAGUCAGUCGGCGAGCGACUAUUCCACGAUAUUCUUCAAGCUAGGCCGUUAUUUGCUGUGGCCAUUCGGGAAAGUGGUCUACAUAGUAUCGGAUGAACAAUAUUUGCAAGAGGAUAAGGACGAAGGUGUCAGUAUUCAGCAGUUUUACAAGUGGAUCAGCGGAAAAGGUAACCGACUCUUUUAUCAUAACUCUGGCGCGGACAAUCACUCUUCGAUGGCAUUUGAAAGAGAACUGCCUUACGGUUCUAUUACUCGAGAGUUCGCCGAAUCCAACCUUAUUUCCGACGGAUGUCCAGACACAGAUGCAGGUGACUCAAUUCCUCAUCGCAGGCUUUUUGGACGUGGGCAAUGGACAAUUGGAAGGAUCGUGUUUUAUCUGAUCUUCCACGUAUUCAUACAGCCAAUAAUGAUGAUACUUGUCUUAGUUCUAUGGCUGGGCGUUUUUACUAUCCCAAUGAGCAACAUAAUAUGGAAUUUAAUGUAUCACUGCAGGCGACACCCUUUGGCUUUGGACUUUAAGCAUGUGCAGCAUACCCAUCAAUAUCCGGACGAUGAGACGAUUGGAGACAAAAACGUAUUGCUUUGUACAUUUCGUUGUGCGGGCUGGCAUUAUUACAAAUUCACAGUUGAUGGAACAAAUGUUAUUGUUAUGAACUUGAUCAGCAUAGUGAUCUUUACUAUUUUUGAUUUUUACUUUUUGAAGCGUUAUCUCGGACUGCAGCUUUGGAUUACCGGAGAUUUUAACAUCUUCUGUCUAUGUUUAUUAUCCAUUAUUCCGCUCGCAUUCUAUAUUGGGCAGGCAGUUGCAUCGAUUUCUGCUCAGACGUCCAUGGGCCUUGGCGCCGUAAUCAAUGCAUUCUUCUCGACUAUUGUUGAAGUUUAUCUAUACUGCGUUGCUCUAAAACAGUCUAAAGGUCUCCUUGUUGAAGGAUCCAUGAUUGGAUCUAUUCUUGCAGCGGUUUUACUACUGCCAGGCAUGUCAAUGUGCGGUGGGGCAUUGAACCGAAAGACGCAGCGCUACAACCCAGCAAGUGCUGGCGUUUCAAGUGCAAUGCUGAUUUUCUCUAUGCUAGUCAUGUUUGUGCCGACUAUCUUCUACGACCUUUAUGGCGAUUGGGAUUUAAUAUGUGAAGGCGAGGUCCCUCUUGAGGCAAAGGAGCGGUGCAGGUUCGCCCAGCCGCCUUUGAAGUUUGACAGCUUAUAUCUGCACGUUUUGAAACCGGUUUCCAUUAUUUGUGCAGUUGUACUUUUCUUGGCCUACAUGAUUGGCUUGUGGUUUACGCUACGAACACAUGCCGCUAUGAUCUGGCAGCUCCCAAUCAGCGACCAGCAUCAAGAUAUUCAUGCUCAACUACAGGCUCAGCAAGCUCAUUCCUUCCUACAGAGCCCAAAGAACCCGGUAGCGCCGCAUGCCGCGAUAUCCAGCGGUAACAAUGUAGCCGAAGAACCCAAGGGACAUGCAGCCCCCAACUGGUCCCGUAAUAAAUCCACAUGGAUACUAUUGUGUGCAACAUUGUUUUAUGCGAUCAUAGCAGAAAUACUGGUGGAUUGUGUCGACGAGGUCUUGAAGGAGAUUCCAUCUCUAAAUCCAAAGUUUCUGGGUUUGACGGUUUUUGCACUUAUACCAAAUACCACUGAGUUUCUCAAUGCGAUAUCCUUCGCCAUGCAUGGCAAUGUGGCUUUAUCCAUGGAAAUUGGAAGCGCAUAUGCGUUGCAAGUUUGUCUUCUGCAAAUCCCUGCAUUGGUGAUAUACUCUCUCGUAUACACCAGCGGCCUCGACCAUAGUUUGAUUAAGAUUCGGGAGCAAAUGUUCACCUUGGUUUUCCCUCAAUGGGACCUAAUUGCAUGCAUGAUUUCAGGCUUUCUGUUUACCUAUUUGUAUGCAGAAGGGAAAUCCAAUUACUUCAAAGGCUCUAUCCUCAUACUCCUGUACAUUGUCAUUACUGUGGUAUUUUACUACCAAGGUUUCAUUGAUGAUAACUAUUGGUGA
Molecule: messenger RNA, 2568 nt
Organism: Eremothecium gossypii ATCC 10895
Lineage: Eukaryota; Fungi; Ascomycota; Saccharomycetes; Saccharomycetales; Saccharomycetaceae
Gene: VNX1
Product: calcium/hydrogen antiporter
Exons: 1
Coding region: 1-2568 (855 amino acids)
Biological process (GO): intracellular calcium ion homeostasis; calcium ion transmembrane transport
Cellular component (GO): endomembrane system; membrane
Molecular function (GO): calcium:proton antiporter activity
Source: RefSeq, marked provisional